Molecule: messenger RNA, 2141 nt
Organism: Platichthys flesus (European flounder)
Lineage: Eukaryota; Metazoa; Chordata; Actinopteri; Pleuronectiformes; Pleuronectidae
Gene: chrnb4
Product: cholinergic receptor, nicotinic, beta 4 (neuronal)
Biological process (GO): monoatomic ion transmembrane transport; nervous system process; regulation of membrane potential
Cellular component (GO): postsynaptic membrane; synapse; neuron projection
Molecular function (GO): acetylcholine-gated monoatomic cation-selective channel activity; transmembrane signaling receptor activity
Source: RefSeq, a predicted model, not a curated record
CAUCAGUAGCGCGCAGGUAAAGUGUCCAGACUUUGAGCGCGUAGGGUCGGGUAUGUCCGAGGGGAAGAGCGCAGGACGCCGCCGCAGCUCCGAGGCUUCAUCACCUGAGGACCACUGUGGAGCAGAUGGUGCCGAGAAAAUGACUCGGGCUCUCUCCAUCCUCGCGUACCUUCUCCCGCUGCUUCACUGUAGCCGCAGUGCUGACUCCGAGGAGCGGCUCAUGAACUGGCUGCUGGGAGAAGAUCGCUACAAUCCCCUCAUCCGGCCGGCCCUCAACAGGGCAGAGAGAGUCACCGUGAAGCUCCAAGUAUCUCUGGCACAGCUCAUCAGUGUGAAUGAAAGAGAACAGAUAAUGACCACAAAUGUCUGGCUCACUCAGCACUGGGUGGAUUACAGGUUAUCAUGGGACCCGGCAAAGUAUGAAGGUAUCGACAAGCUGCGUAUUCCAUCAAGACACAUCUGGCUCCCGGACAUUGUUCUGUACAACAACGCUGACGGGACCUAUGAGGUGACAGUCUUCACCAACGCUAUUGUUCUCUUCAAUGGCAGUAUCAACUGGCUUCCUCCAGCCAUCUACAAAAGUGCAUGUAAGAUCGAGGUCAAGCAUUUUCCCUUUGACCAGCAGAACUGCACCCUCAAGUUCCGCUCAUGGACGUACGACCACACCGAGAUUGACCUGAUCCUGAAGACUGAGGCAGCUAGUAUGGAUGACUUCACUCCCAGUGGGGAGUGGGAUAUCUUGGCACUUCCAGGCAGAAGGACUGUCAGCCCUCUGGAUCCCACCUAUGUGGAUCUCACGUAUGACUUUAUCAUCAAGAGGAAGCCUCUUUUCUACACCAUCAACCUAAUUAUUCCCUGUGUUCUCAUCACCUCGCUGGCUAUCCUGGUCUUCUACUUGCCGUCAGACUGCGGAGAGAAGAUGACCCUCUGCAUCUCUGUCCUCUUGGCGCUCACUGUGUUCCUGCUUCUCAUCUCCAAGAUCGUUCCCCCAACCUCACUGGAUGUGCCUCUGAUUGGCAAGUACCUGAUGUUCACCAUGGUGCUGGUGACCUUCUCCAUCAUCACCAGCGUGUGUGUGCUCAACGUGCACCACCGCUCCCCCAGCACCCACACCAUGCCUUCCUGGGUCAAGCUGAUCUUUCUCGUCAAGCUGCCUGCCUUACUCUUCAUGAGACGCCCCAACAACAACUCCGCUCGGCAGCGGCUUCGUCAACAGCGGUGCUUGAGGGCGAGGAGAUCCAUCUUGGGUCUAGGUUACCAAGUUGAAUCCAAAACAGGCUUCAACACGUCAUCUUCUGCCCUGCUCUCCUCUGACUCUCCCAUCUCCACCUCAGGACACAAAAAUGUAGCUGCUUCAAUGGGCUACAGCCACUUCAACAGGAAGGAGGAGCUGCGCUCCACAGAUUAUCUUCCUGCUGGUUUCACCUCCACCAAGGACUUCCAGCAGGGCAGCAGCUCCGACUGGGCUGCUGACGUCCAGGAGGCGGUGAACGGGGUUCGCUUUGUGGCCGAGCACAUGAUGGGAGACGACGAUGAUCAGAGUGUGAUAGAGGACUGGAAGUACGUGGCCAUGGUGGUGGAUCGUAUGUUCCUGUGGAUCUUUAUCAUAGUAUGUGUGGUGGGAACGCUGGGUCUGUUUCUGCAGCCUCUGUUUCAGAGUCACAACUUUCCAAACCAGCAGCCCAGCUCUGAGACUCCUCGCAUCUGAGGAACAAACAAGAGAGACUGAGCAACUUUAAGGUCUUUUUUAUUUUACCUAACGUGGUGCUUUAUUGGAAGGGACCAGAGGCACUGACAUCUAUGGCGUCUGUGAAAAUUUCCACCAAUAAGGCACCUUAGAUGGUUGCAGGAUAAUAAAACAAAUUUGAAACCCUUUUUUCUGUAUCAUCGGUGGAAUAAACAGACUCUUUAUGUGAAGUAAAAAUGUAUCAAAUGUCUCCUUCCAGUGUAAACCUUGUAGCCUGUAGCCAUAUAACCCUGCACAGCCUCCGCUCCACUCAAGUAUGCAAACAUAACAUGUGCUGAACUGUUGCAGGAAUAUAACCAAUACAGCAGUAACUGACAUUCAUCUGCUUUCAAAUGUUGCUUAACUGCUUAUUUGUAUUAAGUUUACUGCCAUAUCAAUGAAAUAUGAUGUGAGA